Molecule: messenger RNA, 6029 nt
Organism: Manihot esculenta (cassava)
Lineage: Eukaryota; Viridiplantae; Streptophyta; Magnoliopsida; Malpighiales; Euphorbiaceae
Exons: 4
Coding region: 632-5752 (1706 amino acids)
Source: RefSeq, a predicted model, not a curated record
GGUUCAAUAUCGCCGUUGAGAUACGGAAGCCAAUCUCGUUCUCUCUCAAGGCUCUCUUUUGUCCCUUAUAGGGCUAUCGGCUUCGCCUUCUUACUUUUUCCCGUCUCCCACUGAUUUUCUUGCUUUUUCCUUCAAACCAAGCAACACCGAGAAAAAAAAGACGAGGAAAAUUGACUUAGACGGAGCGAAUAUCACAGGAAGAGCGACUUCUACGAGGAGGAAUCUCUGCAACUGAAUCAAAUUCCUUGGUGGCUUAGUUUAUAUCCUUCGAUCUGGUUUUUUAGCCUAUCGAGGCUUCCACUGCCAAUUCUCGGCUUUUUCACUUCUCUCAGGUUUGUUGUAAAGGUUCUUGUUCGGCCUUCCAAUUUUUUUGGUGAUUCUUGCUUCCAAAAUCUCUUAAGGCUCAUCUUUUGCUUUUCGCUUUUCAUAAAGCCCUAGAUUUGGUUCUGCGAGUUCAGUGUGGUUUCUUCUUUGGGCGGCCCGUUCGAGGGUUGUUUGAUCUGGUUGGGAUUUUGUAUUUGGUGCAGUGUAGGAGGUUUUAUUAUCUUUUUGUGUUGUUGUCUCAUGCCGGAUAGAUAGGUGGGGAGGCGGAUAAAUAGAUUAGAUUAAGUUAGGGUUUUUGUUGGUUUUAAUGCCGACAGAGCGAUUGUCUUGGGAUCGGAAAGAGUUAGCAAAGGAGAGGAAGUACGACAGGUCUAAGGCUCGAUGGAGGGAGUCGUCUUCGAGUCAUUAUGGAUCGUAUCGCGAUUUCGCUCGCUGGGGAGGAUCCAACGAGUUCCGCAGACCACCAGGUCAUGGUAAGCAGGGCGGGUGGCACCUGUUUGCUGAAGAAUCUGUCCAUGCGUAUGCACCCUUUCGAUCCAGUGAUAGAAUACUGGAAGAAAAGAAUUGCCGGCCAUCACUUUCACGAGGAGAUGGUAAAUAUGGAAGGAAUGGUAGGGACAAUAGGGGAUCCUUUAGCCAGAGGGAUUGGAGGGCUCAUUCAUGGGAAAUGAGCAAUGGGUCUCCAAACACACCUGGGAGGCCGUUUGACGCCAGUAAUGAUCAGAGGUUAGUUGAUGAUACAGUAACUUACCCCUCCUCACAUCCUCAUUCUGAGUUUCUGAAUACCUGGGGCCAGGCUCACCCAAAAGACCAGCAUGAUAAUAGUACGAUGGUUGUUGUUAAUGGUUUGGGCACAGGCCAAAGAAGUGAUAGAGAGAACUCAUUGGAUUGGAAACCUCUUAAUAAGUGGACUCACUCGGGAAGCUUGUCUUCAAGGGGAUCUGGUUUCAGCCAUUCCAGUAGCUCAAAGAGCCUUGGAGGUGCAGACUCCUUCGAAGGAAAGGCCGAAUUGCAGCUUAGGAAUGCAUCUUUAGUCACGUCUCAUUCUGGGGAUGCUGUUGCCCGUGUUACUUCGGCACCAUCUGAAGAGAUAGCUGCAAGGAAAAAGCCACGCCUUAAUUGGGGCGAGGGACUGGCAAAGUAUGAGAAGAAGAAAGUUGAAGGCCCUGAGGUGAAUGUGAGUAAAGAUGGAGUUAUUUCUUCUAGUAACAUGGAAGCCAACCAUUCACAAAGUUCAAAUUUGAUUGAAAAGAGCCCCAGAGUUGUGGGACUAUCAGAUUGUGCAUCACCAGCAACUCCUUCCUCUGUUGCCUGUUCUUCUCCAGGUUUGGAGGAGAAAACAUUUGGCAAAGGGAUAAACGCUGAUAACGACAUUAGUAAUUUAUGCUGUUCACCUAGCAUUGGGUCCCAGAGCCACAUUGAAGGUUUCUCUUUCACUGAGGUGUUGGAUGCUACUUCAAUAGCUAAUUUGGGCGCUUCACUUGUUGAACUGCUUCAAUGUGAUGAUUCUAGUUCAGCGGACUCGAGUUUUGUGAGGUCCACAGCGAUGAAUAAGUUGCUUACAUUGAAGGGUGGCAUAUCAAAGACCUUGGAGGUGACUGAAUCUGAAAUAGAUUUACUUGAAAAUGAACUCAAGUCUCUCAAAUUUGAAUGUGGAGGCAGAUUUCCUUGUCCAGCAGCAGCCAGUUAUUGCUCGGUAGGUGAUGAGGCGAAGCUAUGCAGUGGACAGGUGAUUGGUUCCAACAACAUACCUCGACCUUCUCCUUUUCAAGCUUCAUCUUGUGGGACUGGGCAUGUGGAAAAUAUACCAAUUUGUAAUGGUCUCUUGGAAGUUGUUCAUGGAUGUGGUAAGGAUGAUGAUGUUGAUAGUCCUGGAACUGCCACUUCGAAGUUUGUUGGUUCAGUGUCUUCAGUGAUUGGAGUUUCUUCAUCUGACCUGGGGAAACAGGAUGAGUGUUCUGGUUUUAUGGGUGUAAUUCAAUCGCCAACCAUGGUGUUGAAAUCUGUCGUGCCUUGUACCAGUGAGCAAGAUAUUGAUGAACAUGCAAGCAUGGAUGUUAACAUGCUUACAAAGAACAAAGAAAGUGCAUUUUUUCCAAGUGACAGUUCUUCAGAAGAGAAUAUAUGUAAUCCAAUAUUGGCUGCCAAUAAAAAAUCUGCUAGCAAAGCGUCCAAUAUAUUUAUUAAUUUAUUGCCUAGGGAUGAAUGUGAGGUUGUUUUUUCAGAAGUUGCUAAUGUUGCUUUGCGGCAGAAGGAUGCAUUAGUUAAAGAAAGGUUUGCUAUGAGGAAGCAGUUUUUGAAAUUUAAGGAGAGAGUUGUGACCCUUAAGUAUAAAGCCUUUCAGCACCUGUGGAAGGAAGAUAUGCGCUUCCUUUCAAUAAGGAAAUACCGUGCAAAGCCUCAGAAGAAAUAUGAAUUAAGCCUGCGGACAACUCAUAGUGGGAAUCAAAAAAAUCGGUCUUCAAUUCGUUCUCGAUUUCCUUUUCCCGUUGGAAAUUUGAGUCUGGUCCCAAGCACAGAAAUGCUUAACUUCACCAGCAAGCUGCUGCAAGUUUCUCGAGUCAAGCUCUACAGGAAUGCUUUAAAAAUGCCAAUGUUAAUUUUGGACAAAAAAGAGAGGAAGGCUUCAUGUUUCAUCUCCAGUAAUGGAUUAAUUGAAGAUCCCUGUGCUGUUGAGAAGGAAAGAGCUAUGAUCAACCCCUGGACCGCAGAAGAGAGAGAAAUUUUCAUUGAUAAGCUAGCCAUGUUUGGGAAGGAUUUCCGAAAAAUUGCUUCUUUUCUCGAUCAUAAAACGACUGCAGAUUGUGUCGAAUUCUACUACAAAAAUCACAAAUCUGAUUGCUUUGAGAAAACCAAGAAGAGAAAGCAAGCAAAGUCCUCUACUAACUACUUGGUGGCAUCUGGUAAGAAUUGGAACCGGCAAGUGAAUGCUGCCUCGCUUGAUAUUCUGGGUGCAGCUUCAGUCAUGGCAGCUGAUGCUGACAAUUGUAUGGAAAAUCAACGGAUGUGUGCUGGAAGAUUCUAUUUGGGAGGCUACUGUGAUUCUAGAACAUCCCAUGGUGAUGAUGGGAAUUUAGACCGAUUAAGCAAUUUUCACAUUCUUGAGAAUGAAAGAGAAACUGUUGCUGCAGAUGUUUUAGCUGGCAUUUGUGGUUCAGUGUCCUCAGAGGCAAUGAGUUCUUGCAUCACUACUUCUGUUGAUCCUGUGGAGGGAUGUCAGGAGAGGAAGUCACAAAAGGUGGAUUCUGUCAAGAAACGCCCUUCAACGUCUGACAUUACAGAGAAUGUUGAUGAAGAGACUUGUUCAUAUGAGAGUUGUGGGGAAAUGGAUCCUGCUGAUUGGACGGAUGAGGAGAAGUCUAUUUUCAUACGUGCAGUGUCAUCCUAUGGAAAGGAUUUUUCUAUGAUCUCACAAUGUGUCAGGACAAGGUCCAGGGAUCAGUGUAAGAUGUUCUUUAGCAAGGCUCGGAAGUGCCUUGGACUGGAUUCAGUACAUCCUGGACCUGAAAACCUAGGAACGCCAGCUAGUGAUGAUGCAAAUGGAGGUGGGAGUGACACAGAAGAUGGUGGUGCUGUUGAGUCUGGCUUGAUGAUCUGCAGCAAUCAGUUGCACACCAAGAUAGAUGAUAACGUGCCAUUGCCUCACAAGGACGCAAAGCAGCAUGAGGAAUCUUUUGCCAUGGAGAGGAAAGAAUUGACUACGGACUUGAAUGGAUCAAAGGAUAGCAAUGUGGCUGAAUUAUCAGGUCCAAAGGUUGAAAAAAUGCUUGUUUCUGAUGCUUGUUGGAUGAUGGAGAACAAGCCUGAGCUGGCUUCCAACUUUCACAAAAUCAUGAAUGGUUUUGUCCACCAAUCUGAGUUCAUGCUGGCACAGGAAGUUUCAAAUGAAUCAGUCAAUUCAGAAGCUGGAAUAGAGAAACUAGUUGAUGACAAUAUUCCUGUUGAAGAUGCAGGGGAUCUUGGCCCAUCCAAUCCAGUUGCUGAUGCUGAUGUCAAAGGUAUAGCAGAGGCUUCUGCUAAUGCAAGUGUAAAUAGUUUGGUGGAAAAAGAACUCUUGUUGCCUGAAAAUAAUUUGAACAACGGAACAGAUGAUUCUGGAAAUGUGUCCCACCAGCCUUUGGAUAUGGGUUGCUGUCCAAACUUCAUUGUAGGUGUGGAAAAUGUGCAUCAUAUAUCUGUCGAGUUGGAUCCUGUGGAUAAGUCUCCUAUUGUCUCAUCGACACAUGAGAAUAAACUUGUUACUGCUAGUUCUGUGUUACAAGACUCUGCUGGGAUCGAAUGCAGAAAAUUGCAUAACCAGGAUAGGAGUUCAUCACAAUUUGAUUUUCAGAAGAACAAAGAUGAGCAGGGUAAAAAAUCUGUUGGUGAGGAUGAUCAUUUAGGGAUACUUGGGAGCUAUCCUUUUCAAAUUCCAACAGAGAGAGAGAUGAAUGGGGAUAUGUCUUGCAGACCUCAUUCUGAACUUGAAAGUCUUUCAGCGUCAGAAAGGAAUGCUACUAAUCAGUUUGCAGCUCAAGAUUGCUAUCUUCAAAAGUGUAGCAAUUCAAAGGCCCAGUGCUUAAUGCCUGAGCUUCCACUUCUCUCCCAGCACCCUGGACAAGGCAAUGGUCAGCCAAGAGACCAGUCGUGUAGUUCAUCACAUAUAGAAAAGCCAUGCAGGAAUGGUGAUGUGAAACUAUUCGGCACUAUACUCACUAAUCCUUCAUCUUCAUCAAAGCUGAAUUCUAGCAUCAAUGGGAAUAUAGAACAAUUGACAGAGGGUCCAAAGCCAGGUAACAAGUCAUCAAUUUUGAAAUUCACUGGCCAUCCAACGAUAGAUGGGAGCUCUUCAAUCGUGAAGUUUGAUUGUAAUAAUCAUCUUGGCCCAGAUAAUGUUCCCAUGAAGCGUUAUGACUUCUGGGAUGGGAAAAAGAUACAAACUGGAUUUUCAUCUUUACCACUUUUGGCCAAUUAUCCUGCAGCAUAUGGCAAUUAUGAUGUGACCUCAUCCAAAAUAGAGCAGCCGGCCUUGCAGGCAUCUGUGAAGUGUGAUGACCGUAAUUUGAACAGUGUCUCGGCUUUGCCUCCGAGGGAAAUAAGCAGCAGCAGCAGCAGCAGCAGCAAUGGAGUUAUAGAUUAUCAGACGUACAGGAGUCGUGACAACAGUAAAGUUGAGGCAUUCUCUGUAGAUAUGCUACAGCGGCAUGAUAUAUUCAAUGAGUUGCAAAGGAGAAAUGGGUUGGAAGCAGUCUCAAUUUUACAGCAGCAGCGGCAGGGAAGGGGAACAAGGAUGAAUGUUGUGGGAAGAGGAGGAAUUAUUGUUGGAGGGUCAUGCACGGAGGUAUCUGAUCCGGUAGCGGCCCUUAAAAUGCAGUAUGGUGGGAAAAAUGGGAGCAUAACGGGGGAGGAUGAAUCGUGGAGAACCCGUAAGGAUGAUGUAGGCAGGUAGCAGGAGUGGCGAGAGGGCCCUGCUGAAGAGGCCCUCUCUGCGGCAAAUAUCUUUUCUUGCCGUGCCUUGUAUAUUAGUUUUUGGAAUGUUCAAUGGAAAAAAGUGGGGCAGUGGACGGACGCUUCUUAAUUUAAGCCCGUCUAUUUGGUUUUUUUAAAAAAUAGUCUUAGAUGCUUGUAAGAUUGUAGUAGCUUUUAAUUUUUUGUAGUUUGAUGGAAAUAAUCUAUAUGAAAGUUGAGAGGGCCUCCUUUCUCACUGCCCCUCCGUCGUUCGAUCA